CGGCGAUCUCCGUCUCCGCCAGCACGACCACCUCCAUCGUCGCCUCUAUCUCCAUCUCCACCCCAAUCUCCAGCCUCCCGUCCCGCCGUCCCUCCUGCGACUUCCCGGCCAUGUCCGCCUCCGACGACCUCUUCUCGAAGCGCAAAUCUGAAGCUCCCGGCACCGUGCAUCUGCAGUCGCUCGACAAAAAGUUCAGGCUGGAUAUGGAUGCCCAUGUCGAGGAGCUCGGCGAGCUGCGGGUCCUCGAGUUUUUCUCGGGCAUCGGCGGGCUGCAUUACGGCCUCGAGCUUGCUGCAGCUAGCCUCGGCCGAGCCCUCAAACUCGUCGCCAGCUUCGACAUCAACGAGAACGCAAACAGCUGCUACGCUCAUAACUUUGGGAUCAAGCCCAGUGUGAUCGGAAUCGAGUUUCUCAACAAAGCCAAACUCGACUCGUUCAAGGCCAACUGCUGGCUGCUCUCGCCGCCCUGCCAACCCUACACGGCAGGUGGAAAGAUGCUGGACGACGAGGACAACCGCGCUGCAGGUCUCAUAAACCUCAUUGCCCAGCUCAAGGUCCUUGAGACGCCUCCACAGUAUUUCUUCCUCGAAAACGUUCCCAACUUUGAGGCGUCAAGGAGCCGAGAGCGCCUGGUCAACACCCUCGACGAUCUGGGGUACAAAAUCAGCGAGUUCCUGGUCUCCCCACUGCAGUUUGGCAUGUCCAACGACCGUCGACGCUACUAUCUGUGCGCAUCUCGAACGGGCUCACAUGCCAAAACUACUCGAUACAUUGACCAAGCCCAGAUCCACACCCAGUGGCCGAUUCCUGGGGUGUCGAUGAUCCAGAACUAUCCCGAGCCACCGAUGCUCAUGAGGUACCUCGAGGACCUGGCCGACCCAAGCCAGUACAUGGUUCCUCCCGAGUACAUUUUGAAGCGGAAGGGAUUCCGAUUUGAUAUCGUCCAGCCCACCGAUUCUCGCUGCUCGACCUUCACCAAGGCAUACGGAACCCACCACGUUGUUGGAUCAGGCUCCUUCCUGCAGACGCAAAACCUUGAGCAGACGUAUGACCUCAACGACCCCGAGGCACUCCUGACGCUCGGGCUGCGCUUCUUCACUCCAACAGAGGUGGCUCGGCUCCACUUCUUCCCCGUCGACCGCCCAAACACCCUGCACGAGUACGACGACCUGAUCGAGGCUGCCGAUUCGGUCGAGUCCCCCGUCGAGAUCGAGAAGCACACGCUCGACUUUCCGAGAAAGCUUUCGAUCCAGCAGCAGUGGAAGCUGCUUGGCAACUCGCUGAAUGUCAAAGUCGUAGGAACACUCAUGCGCGAUGUGAUGUUGAAGGGCAAGCAGGCUCAGAGCAAGCGGCAGUAGCGAUGACAGGACACUGGUAGCUGCUGAACCAUUUGGCUCUGCGAUGUUCAUGUUCUAGAAUGUUCGUGCUCUGAGGUGGCAGUGGCCUGGACAGCCGAGGUGCCACGACGACAACAGCAACGAUCGGCAGUGGAAGAAUUUGCCUGGAGAAACACUGCACCCUCCUCUCGCCCCACACUCUCCGACAUGGUGGGAGGGGGCUUAUAGAGCACCCGCUUUGAAAAGGCACACACCCUGUUUUGAACCAGAGCAGUUGAUUUUCUGGGAACUGAAUACACCCACGCACUCAUUGCAAUCAUGGCCAA
This is a messenger RNA of Polychytrium aggregatum, 1663 nucleotides long. RefSeq names its product S-adenosyl-L-methionine-dependent methyltransferase. Gene Ontology annotation, molecular function: methyltransferase activity. Bases 111 to 1358 code for a protein of 415 amino acids. The record is from RefSeq and is a predicted model, not a curated record. NCBI's taxonomy places the organism in Eukaryota, Fungi, Chytridiomycota, Chytridiomycetes, Polychytriales. The transcript has 6 exons.